AUGCCGCGAUCAAAUUCAGGAGUUCAUCAUCACCAGCGUCAAAGCUCUGAUAACUUCAUCCUCGAUGCAAAUUAUCAGGGAAGAUGGUUUCAUCCUUCAGCUUUUGCACAUGAAUUUGGAACGCGAUCUUCGAGUUUGAGGAAGAGCGAGGAUGAUAGUGUGUUCAUGAGUGGCUUGCUUGAUUUGCAUUCCUUUGAUACUGAGCUUUUACCUGAGGGACAAUAUUUUGAUGAGUCUGAGCCGAUUUUCCCCGGAAACAAACUCGCACCAAGAUCUCGGGGCUUGACUGAGAGCAAUAUUCUUAGAAGUUUCUCAGCUGAUAAAGAGAGAGCUAACAAUGUUGCUAAGAUCAAAGUUGCAGUUAGGAAGAGACCACUGAAUAAGAAAGAAAAAGCAAAGAAAGAAGAAGAUAUCAUUACAAUAAAUUCAAAUUCUCUCACAGUACACGAAAGAAAACUCAAGGUUGACUUGACAGGAUAUGUUGAGAAACACGGGUUCUUUUUUGAUGCUGUGCUGGAUGAAGAUGUUUCAAAUGUUGAAGUGUAUGCUGAGACUGUAGAGCCCAUAGUUCCAUUGAUAUUCCAACGAACAAAAGCAACUUGCUUUGCUUAUGGCCAAACCGGGAGUGGGAAAACGUAUACUAUGCAACCAUUGCCUCUCAAAGCAUCCCAAGAUAUUUUAAGAUUAAUGCACCACACAUACCGGAGCCAAGGUUUCCAAUUAUACUUUAGUUUUUUUGAAAUAUAUGGGGGGAAACUGUUUGAUCUUCUCAAUGAUAGAAAAAAACUUUGCAUGAGGGAGGAUGGUAAACAGCAGGUUUGCAUUGUUGGCUUGCAGGAGUACAGAGUAUUUGAAGUUGAAACAAUCAAGCAAUUUAUUGAGAAAGGAAAUGCUUCAAGAAGUACUGGUACAACCGGUGCAAAUGAGGAAUCUUCUCGAUCGCAUGCUAUAAUUCAACUUGUUAUCAAGAGAUCAGCUGAUGGGUCUGAAUCAAAGCCCACUCGAGUCGUAGGCAAACUAUCUUUCAUAGAUCUGGCUGGAAGUGAACGGGGUGCAGAUACUACAGAUAAUGAUAAGCAGACUAGAAUUGAAGGGGCUGAAAUUAAUAAAAGCUUACUUGCACUGAAAGAAUGCAUUAGAGCCCUAGACAGUGACCAAGGUCAUAUCCCUUUCAGAGGAAGUAAAUUGACUGAAGUUCUACGAGACUCUUUCGUUGGUGAUUCACGGACUGUAAUGAUAUCUUGCAUUUCUCCAAGCUCAGGUUCAUGUGAGCAUACUCUCAACACAUUAAGAUAUGCUGACAGGGAGAGACUAGGCUCUAUAAUUCCUAGAGCAGUUAUCAUUUUCUGUCAGAUCCUAUCAUUGGUAUCAGUAGCACCGAUCCAGUGCAUGGUACUUACAAGAUUCCAGAUGGAGGCAAGAUUAGAAUUUCUCGAGAAGGCUUAUAGCGAUUUAAUGGCAUCUUCUCGUCCAGAUUUUCAGGAAUUGCAACAUAGCAUGGAAGCCGAGAAAGCGAUUUCCCAGCGGCGCAUUCAUGAAUUGGAAGAGACAGUUCGUGGCCUCACGCUUGCGUCUUCCAACCGGAACGGUUCCACUUCGUCGAAUAACCAAGUUGAGCGAUAUUUCGAGUUGAAAGGCGUUCUGGAAGAAGGAAAAGUGCAGGCUGCCAUGGUUGCCAUGGAAGGAAAGGCGUUCUGA
Messenger RNA from Vicia faba (fava bean), 1698 nucleotides. NCBI's taxonomy places the organism in Eukaryota, Viridiplantae, Streptophyta, Magnoliopsida, Fabales, Fabaceae. The record is from the annotation of a GenBank genome assembly.